AUGGCGGAUAACUCUCCUCAAGACCCUGCCGCGACGGCUACCACUCAGCCUGAGGGCCACUUGGAAGUUGAUGAUGACUUGGGUGCCAAUGAUUCACUUUAUCAAUCAACAUAUGAAAAUGGACGUCGAUAUCAUGCAUUCCGAGAAGGCACCUAUCCCGUGCCCAACGAUGAAGAUGAGCAAGAUCGUAUGGACCUCGUCCAUCACGUAUAUAGUAUCCUUCUCGACGGAAAGCUCCACCUUGCCCCGAUUGGCGCGAACCCUCAGCGUGUACUUGACCUCGGCACAGGGACUGGUAUCUGGGCGAUAGAUUUCGCAGAUGAGCAUCCUUCGGCAGAAGUUAUAGGAAAUGAUCUCAGUCCGAUCCAACCAGAAUGGAAUCCACCAAACUGCACCUUUGAGGUAGAUGACUUCGAGGACGAGUGGCUGUACCGCUCAGAAUUUGACUUUGUUCACGCCCGCGAGUUGGAAGCGUGUGUAGGCGACGAGGACCUUAUGCUCCAGCGAGCUUUCAGACACAUACGCUCCAACGGUUAUAUCGAACUACAAGGCGUAGACGCGCGUUUUGAGUCCGAUGACGGAACGCUCGACAAAGCGCCCAGUGCCAAAUCGUGGAUGAAGCACCUAAUCGAAGCUUGCGCCAAGUUUGGCAAGCCUGUUGACUGUGCGGACAAAUGGAAGGACAGGUUGAUUAAGGCAGGGUUUGUGGAUGUUCAGCAAGAUGUCCGAAAGUUGCCUAUCGGGCCUUGGCCGAAGGAUCCAAAGCUUAAGGAACUUGGUCGGUAUCAAGCUAUCCAAGAGUCAAAGGUUAUCGACUCGUACACGCCUAAACUGUUUGAGUAUGCGCUUGGUUGGAGUGCGGAGGAGAUCCAGGUGUUGAUGGCGCAGGUUAAGAAUGAGCUGAGAAACCCGGGUAUUCAUCUUUAUCUCCCUGUCUAUUUUGUUUGGGGCAGAAAACCUUAG
Fusarium fujikuroi IMI 58289 is the source of this 963-nucleotide messenger RNA. Its product is annotated as related to TAM domain methyltransferase. The transcript has 8 exons. Bases 1 to 963 code for a protein of 320 amino acids. The record is from RefSeq and is a predicted model, not a curated record. Lineage: Eukaryota; Fungi; Ascomycota; Sordariomycetes; Hypocreales; Nectriaceae. Gene Ontology annotation, molecular function: methyltransferase activity.